Rhizoctonia solani is the source of this 1497-nucleotide messenger RNA. Its product is annotated as endoplasmic reticulum membrane protein. Gene Ontology annotation, molecular function: 1-acylglycerophosphocholine O-acyltransferase activity; 1-acylglycerol-3-phosphate O-acyltransferase activity. Gene Ontology annotation, cellular component: membrane; endoplasmic reticulum. The transcript has 8 exons. The record is from RefSeq and is a predicted model, not a curated record. Bases 1 to 1497 code for a protein of 498 amino acids. NCBI's taxonomy places the organism in Eukaryota, Fungi, Basidiomycota, Agaricomycetes, Cantharellales, Ceratobasidiaceae. Gene Ontology annotation, biological process: lipid modification; glycerophospholipid biosynthetic process.
AUGUUUUUCUUGGUCCCGAUAUUACGACUCUACUGGGGGACGGCCCAUUUGCUGCUUAGCUCCACCUUCACUUACUUUGGUGCAAAGCGUAUAAAGUCUCAAAACAUGCCCUGGAUCGUAUUUGCGUUUGUUAUGGCGCAUCUUCUAGUCAACCACGCGUAUCGUACUGCAUAUCUCACCUUGGAUGAUCUCGAAAUCACGGGAACUCAAAUGGUCCUUGUUAUCAAGCUCUCCACAUUUGCUUGGAACAUCUACGAUGGACGUCAACCAACAGAGUCUUUAGAUCAUUCUCAGCUUGCAACUAGAGUACAAGAAUACCCUAGCCUACUUGAAUUUCUCGGCUACGUGUUCUAUUUUCCUGGUCUACUUGUUGGCCCUGCAUUUGAAUUCGUGUCGUAUCGUUCAUUGAUCGAUGAGACGAUCUUCGUACCACCUGAAAGCUCCUCCAAUGGUGGAUCCCAAGUUUCCGAGAAGAACGACUCAGUUCCCAAGAUAAAACGACGAGUCCCAGCUGGCCGUAAACGAGUGGCCUACCUUAAGUUUGCCCAGGGAUUAGUGUUUCUACUGCUCUUUACUCUCUUCAACCCUCAGUUCAAUUAUGGCAUGAGCGUAGACCCUAAAUGGAGCGCGAGGCCAUUCUGGUACAAGCUGGGAACGACCCAAUUGUUUGGAUUUGUUACUCGAACCAAGUACUAUGGCGCCUGGUCUCUCACUGAGGGUGCCGCCAUCUUGUCCGGUCUAGGUUUCAACGGUUUUGAUGCUACGGGUCAGCCACGCUGGGAUAAAACCGCCAACAUCGACAUCAAAAAUAUCGAAUUUGCUCCGAACUUCAAGGUUUUACUAGAUAGCUGGAAUAUCAACACCAACGUUUGGUUGCGCAACUGCAUUUAUAAGCGUGUCACGCCCCAAGGAAAACGGCCUGGGUUCAAGAGUAGCAUGUUGACUUUCUUGACCAGCGCACUCUGGCAUGGAUUCUGCGGUGGAUACUACCUCACGUUCAUUCUAGGAGGUUUUAUACAAACUGUUGCCCGGCAAUGUCGUACCUUCCUACGACCCCUUUUUGCCCCGCCAUUAUUAUCACCUCCCCCCAAGGGCCAGAAAAAACAAGCAACAAAAGUCCUUUCAUCAUCUCCACCCCCCACGCUAUCAAAACGCGUAUACGAUUUCUUGGGCAUUGUUUGCACGCAACUAAUCUUGAACUAUGUAGCAGGGCCGUUCUGUUUGUUGACCAUUUCAGCUUCAAUUAAAUCUUGGAGCAACAUGGCUUGGUAUGGACACAUUAUGGUUUUCGUUCCUCUGCUAUUCUUCAAGUCACCGGCCACAGGCCUUUUGAAAAAUAUGGCCACUCAGAGGGAAGAGCGUGCAAGGUUUUUGGCCCGAGGAACUCCGGAGUUGGUUGUCCUCCCGCCCACACCAGCAACGGAUAAAUUUUCGGAUUCUCCCGACGUCGUUGGUCCAAUUCAUAAAACCAUAGACGAGUCUAGAAAGGAUACAUAA